Molecule: messenger RNA, 1479 nt
Organism: Sipha flava (yellow sugarcane aphid)
Lineage: Eukaryota; Metazoa; Arthropoda; Insecta; Hemiptera; Aphididae
Product: alpha-tocopherol transfer protein-like
Exons: 7
Coding region: 328-1221 (297 amino acids)
Cellular component (GO): membrane
Molecular function (GO): phosphatidylinositol bisphosphate binding
Source: RefSeq, a predicted model, not a curated record
UAUGAGCUUUUGGUAAAAAAGUUUGAUCAAAGUCCCUGACCUCUUUGUUCUACGCAAAACGAACAGAACUGGUCUUCAAGGCAAACUGAGCGUAUAUUCGUGACAUUUUAAUGUGUAUUAUAAUCUUUCGCAUAGAACUCGAUCUACAACGAUCCAGUAAUCCCCUUCCACAGGACCCCCCUCACAUAGUCACGUUUUAUAAAUAGUAGAUGUUUAGUAAUAUCCAGUUUUUAGAAACCGUAAACACCUUGAUAGUACGGUAAAAUGUGAGAAUUAACCAAACAUAUACCUCAGUUCGCAAACAUAGCAGAAGCCGAGUACAUCACGAUGACUAGGACAUUAGAUUAUAUCUAUGGGCGGCCAAAAGGUCCGCUACCCGAUGCCGUUGCGGCCACUAGACGUUUGUUGGGCAUGACUGAUGAGUCGAUACGUCGAGAUGUCUACGAACUUAUCCAGUGGCUUCGCGAACAGCCAGACCUGCCAAAUACACUGGAUGGAGUGGAGUUAGAAUGGUGGAUGGAGAAUUAUCUGGUUAUAAAUAAGAACGACGUAAAUAGAGUUAAAGAAAAUUUACCGGUAUACUUUCAACUGAAAACCAUCUUACCGGAGGUAAUGAACAACCGAGAUCCAAAAUUGGACGACGAUAUGAUAAAAGGAUAUAGUUCAACACUAUUAGCUUUAAUUCCUACGAUAAUGGAUGGUGGCCGAAAACUAGGAGUGUUUACGCAUCGUCCAGGUACGCCCGCAUCGGAUUACAAUCCAGUAGGUAUAGCUAAACAAUUGACGUGUAUUGCCGACCUUCUUCUCGCCCAAGGAAUGGAUCAUAUACGACUCGUGCUUGUCAUGGACUUGAAAACGUUACGGUUGGGUCAUUUAGCUAGAUAUCCAGUGGGAAUCUUACGACGUUUUUUCUUAUACGCUUGGAAAGCUUAUCCAGAACGCGUAGCCCAGAUACACAUAAUAAAUCCACCAGUCAUUUUGAGCGCAGGAUUGGCACUUUUCAAACCAUUUCUUAAGGCGAAAAUUCGAAAGAGAAUUAUUAUACAUCGCGAUAUUGAUUCCCUCUUUGAGCAAGUACCUAUAAAAUACAUGCCAAAAGAUUAUGGAGGUGAAUCUCCAUCAAUGAUUGAACUUCAUGAGGCCUGGCGUCAAAAGAUUAUAGACCAUCAAUUAUACUUAAAAACAUGUGUAGCUAAACAUAGAGUGCUGCAGCAAACAUAAACUAACAUUGGAUCUACUGAAACUAAUAAUUUGCCGGAAAACUAGGUUUUAAUUAUAAUUACAUUAUGACUGUAUGCGGUAUUAUACUUUUUAUUGAAUUAAUUAAUUAUUCCGAAAAAAAAGAAAUAUUAAUAUUUUACUUCAUGAUAUGUUAUUAUUCGAACUAUAUUUUUAUUAAUGUAUUCGUUAUUGUUUACUGUACAAUGUAAAAGGCAUAAUACAAAUAAAUAAUUUAUCAGACUUCGUUCAAAUCAUUGU